AUGUGUGCAAAGAAGAUUGUUGGUGUUUUGGGAGCCACUGGCUCUGUUGGUCAAAGAUUCAUCUUGCUCCUGGCUGACCACCCAGAUUUUGAGUUGAAGGUCCUAGGUGCUUCUCCCAGAUCAGCUGGCAAGAAAUACGUGGACGCUGUAAACUGGAAGCAGACUGAUCUUUUGCCCGAGUUCGCCAAAGAUAUCGUGGUUACCGAAUGUAAGGCCGAGGCUUUCAAGGACUGCGCUGUGGUGUUCUCUGGCUUAGACGCCGACUUUGCCGGAUCUAUCGAGAAGGAAUUCAAGGAGGCAGGUUUGGCUGUUGUUUCCAACGCCAAGAACUACCGUCGCGAAGCCGAUGUUCCAUUAGUCGUCCCUAUCGUCAACCCAGAGCAUUUGGAGCUCGUCGGCCAGAAGGUCGAACUUGCCAAGAAAUCUGGCGCUGCCAGACCCGGCUUCAUCGUUUGUAUCUCAAACUGUUCCACUGCUGGUCUUGUUGCCCCUCUCAAGCCUUUAGUCGACAGCUUCGGCCCAAUCGAUUUGUUGACCACCACCACUUUGCAAGCUAUCUCUGGUGCUGGUUUCUCCCCAGGUGUCUCUGGUAUUGAUGUGCUCGACAACAUCGUUCCUUACAUUGGCGGUGAAGAGGACAAGAUGGAAUGGGAAACAAAAAAGAUCUUGGGUGCGCUUUCCAAGGACAAGUCUGCUGUUGACAUCCUUUCUGAUGAAGAAAUGAAGGUCUCUGCUCAGUGCAACAGAGUGGCUGUUUCGGACGGUCACACUGAAUGUAUUUCUUUGAGAUUCAAAAACCAACCUCCACCAUCUCUAGAGCAGGUGAAACAAAGCCUACGCGAAUACGUUUGCGACGCAUUCAAGCUUGGUUGCCACUCCGCCCCAAAACAAACCAUUCACGUCCUAGAACAAAAUGACAGACCUCAACCAAGGCUAGAUAGGAACAGAGACAACGGAUACGGCGUCAGUGUCGGAAGAGUCAGAGAAGACCCUGUUCUAGACUACAAAAUGGUUGUCUUGUCCCACAACACAGUGAUUGGUGCUGCUGGUGCUGGUAUCUUGAUCGCAGAAAUUCUGCUUGCCAAGAACUACAUUUAA
Molecule: messenger RNA, 1098 nt
Organism: Lachancea nothofagi CBS 11611
Lineage: Eukaryota; Fungi; Ascomycota; Saccharomycetes; Saccharomycetales; Saccharomycetaceae
Source: the annotation of a GenBank genome assembly